GGGGAAUUGCGUAAAGAGAUAUCGGACCUUGAGGAGAAAACCGGAUCUGAGAACCAAGUGUUUGACGCUGAAUUUAUUUCCUGCAAUUUGGCUCAACUGAUUGAAACAGUUCGACAGUUUGAACGAUUGUUCGGUGUUGUUGCCCAGCGAACAAACUCGGAUACUUUGCAAUUGUUUUUCCAUGGUUGUAGCAUGCCCUCAAACUCCAAAGUUGUGUGCACGUGUCAGCUACGUUACUCGAAAUUACGUCGAUUCGAGGCGAUCAGUUGCAACCCUUUGGUCCCAGAUUUCGAGCGUCUGGUGAAUCAUUUGAAUGUGACAAACGACAUGCGUAGUUUCCUGAUACUCUUGCGGCAUCGCUUCCGGCGUUAUUUCGAGUUGGCAAAUGCGAUAUCAAAGCAGUUGACACACUGA
Messenger RNA from Echinostoma caproni, 414 nucleotides. NCBI's taxonomy places the organism in Eukaryota, Metazoa, Platyhelminthes, Trematoda, Plagiorchiida, Echinostomatidae. The record is from the annotation of a GenBank genome assembly.